CGGUUGCUGGUCACAUCACAUUCUAUGGAUGCUUCACUCGUAUCAUGACCCAUAUUUGGCUGCUGGUUGACAGGUUUUACAUGACCGUGAUUAUUGCUGCUUCUGUUGGCUCUGCUUCUAGUGGCAGCUGAAGUGGCGUGGGGAGUGAAUUAUGGACCAAAGGUCGUGACCUGCCCUGGAAGCACCGUGAUUCUUCCCUGUUCCUUCGCGUACCCCGAGAGUGAUGGAUCUGAAGUGACGCGGGCUGUUUGGAAGAAAGGCUACGCGCAUUCAUCACCUCACGUGUACAGCCUAACAGCUCCAGUGGCAUCGUAUAAGGACCGGAUGUCUCUGGUUGGAGACCUGAAGGAAAAUAACUGUUCCCUUAAGAUUAUCGACGUAAAUAGUUAUGAUGCUUCAACUUAUUUCUUUCGGUUUGCGGUGACGAAGGGCUUCACUGGAGCGGGAGGAAUUACGCUGGAAGUGAAAUAUCCAUAUAUACCCAGAUACAUGAAAGUAAAGUUUGACCCCGACAAAGUGACAGAGGGCAUGAAUGUGACUGUGAUGUGUGAGAGUGACAGCUGGCCCCCGGCUCACAACGUCACGUGGGUCAGAGAAAUGCGUAAUGGGCACAAAGAGUCACUGGCCACGUUCGGAGAAAGAAUAACAAUACGACGAGUACAGGUGGAAGAUUCCGGCUGGUACCAUUGCACAGCAACGAACACCAAAGGAAGUGGUAGUUCAUAUAAACAUCUACAAGUCUUGUGUAGAGGCGGCGUUGACUCCUCAGUGACGUAUGGGGCCAAGGUGGUGCAUGUGACGAAGGGUGCACAGGCCAUGCUCCCGUGCUCAUUUUGCACUGAAACGUUUAUUAAAUCGUCACACGUGGAAGGCUACUGGCUCCUCAACGAUGCGAGAGAUUUUGAAAACUUUGUCUACCGAGUCAGUGCCAAAUCCACAAGAAUAAUGGACUAUCAAGGCCGCGUGUCUCUACCUGGUGACCUGACAGCACGCAACUGUUCUCUACUCAUUGAAGACAUCAGAAUAUCGGAUGCAAACACUUAUUUUUUUUACUUGGAAGUAGAUCGUAAAGUAAUAGUUGCAAGAAUGGGAAUUGAACUGAAGGUUACUGCGGUACCAGACAGCAUGCUCGCACAGCAAGAUGUGCCGGCACUGGCGAUUGGAAAACCGGCCUCCCUGAGCUGCAGUGUAGCGAACGUGUACCCCAGGGGCUCGAUAAACAUCACCUGGUGCGAGGAUGUCAUCACUGGAGGAGUGAUCACGAAGACUGAAACGGCGCUUCCAGAUGGAACGUUCAACAUCACAAGCAGACUUAACUUCACGCCAUCAGCAGACCAUUAUGUGAAGAAGUGUCCUUGCUCUGUCGGGGGUGUAAACCUCCCGUCAAUGCUCCAGGAAACUAUCACACUCCAUUACGAAGACAAAGAUCACUUGGAUAUAGUCAAGCUGGUGGCUGUCGGAGUCGUUGCAUUGGGCGUGCUGUUUAUUCUGCUUAUCAUACUGCUCAUUCUGCGAAGACGGAGAAGGGCAAAGCAAAGCCGACCUCACGAGUGCCUGCAUCCAGAACUGAUGUCAUCGGCGCAACCUCCGUCCGACGACUGCAGCCUGGAUGCAAACCCGCGAGACGCGGUUCCGAGGGCUAGAGAUACGGGGUACGAUAAGCCUACCAGGGUGUCUGCAGACGAGGCUGUGUACAGCAAUGUGGAAAAGAAGCCUCGAAAGAUCAACAAAGGGGCUUCCAGUGCCCAAGGGCUGGGCCGUGCGGGCCCAGUAGUCGACAGUGCAACACUUUCAGACGCAACAGAUACAGUCCCCAGCACUCUACCACAGAAACAGCCCAGGACCUUGGAAAACGAGAACGCGGUAACCUACAGCAAAGUCAGCUUCAUGCGCAAGGGGCCAAGAGUUGUGUUGGAGAACCCUCGGCGGGAAGAUCAAGUGGAGGCAUGCUGUGGUCCGGCAGACGGUCAGACCACCCAUCCUGAGCAAGCAUCGAGGCCCUCAGGAGACGAAGACGGAGCUGGCCCCGGCUACGGCAGGGAUGGGGAUGAAUGCGCCGAUGUUGCCGAUGAAUGUGCCGGUGUUGGCGACGAUAAUUACGGAGGAGGCGUUGAGAACGAAGGCGAUAUUGUUUACGCCACUUUGUCAUUUGGCAACCCUCCAGAGAAAGACUGAACACAGCUUGAAAUGUACUUUUUUUUUGCAAAAGUGUGCAAAAAAAGUGCCCAUUCAUAUAGAGCGUAUUAAGAGCAACUUGCCACAUCACUUUUACAUUCCGUGUUGAAAGAAAAAAAACACAUUGCUUGAGUUAAAAUUGUAGUUCAAGAUAGAUUUUCUCAAUGCUCAAGUCAUUUUACAAGUGGAUGCAAUAUAGUUGAAAUAAUAUUACAGUCGAAAUUUUAUUGUAAGAGGUAUUGGCCAUGCGACUCCAUUAAUCCGCAAUUUUUAUUCGGGGGCUGCAGGAGCAGCUCGGACUGACUUGCUGCGACUCCAAUCUGUAAAAAAAAGUGGAUUGUUGGAGUUUCUCAAUGUUUAUUAUAUAAAAGCCGAAUUGACCAAUUCUGCGAUGUAGAUCUGUAGUUAAAGAUUUUUGCAUGUUGAGACUUAAUAUCCAAGUCAAAGUAAUGCAGAAAUGCUUAACUAUUCCACAGAUAACGUAAGCACAAUUUUUUCUGUUCUAGAUACACCUUUGUAUAUGUACUAUACCUCCGUUUGCCUUUGUAUAUCUGUCUUUGAUUGGUUUGUCUCUGUGCACCGAUAUUUUUAAAUCCUUUAUAUUAAGUUCGCUUGCUUGCGUGCUUGCUUGCUUACGACCGUGCAAAUCUUUCGGUCGUUUUUUAACCUACUUCCCGUGAUCCAAUCGAGCUGACAUUUU
Molecule: messenger RNA, 2875 nt
Organism: Lethenteron reissneri (Far Eastern brook lamprey)
Lineage: Eukaryota; Metazoa; Chordata; Hyperoartia; Petromyzontiformes; Petromyzontidae
Product: MAM domain-containing glycosylphosphatidylinositol anchor protein 1-like
Biological process (GO): cell adhesion
Cellular component (GO): plasma membrane
Molecular function (GO): sialic acid binding
Source: RefSeq, a predicted model, not a curated record